AGAAACCUGUGUGAAUCUGAAGCCCCGUGAAGGAUGAAGACUUUGUCAUAAAGGGACUAAAAACUCUACAAAUAGGCGUCGCCUCCACCCUCCCGGUCUGUGUCUUUAUUUCAGAGCAGAUUCAUCCCCGGUGAGUGAAAAUGCAGCAGCCUGAAACCCCGCAGAUAAUUCGGCAAAGAGCAGCAGAACCGCUGGAGCCGGCAGAUGAGCACCUACGUCGGAGGAGAACCGCUCUGUGGGUGACCGUCUCUCUGCUGGCUCUGGGUCUGCUGGCGCUGACCAUAGGGCUGAUCUCGGCCACUCGCACCGACAACGUGUCUGUCGUUGGACAGUAUCCCGGCAUCAUAUUGAGUUUUGGGGCAUUUCUGGGUAUUGUUGGCAUCCACCUGGUGGAAAACCGCAGACCCAUGCUGGUGUCAGCGAUAAUCUUCAUAAGUAUCGGAGUCGUCACAGCUUGUUUCUGUGCCAUCAUGGAGGGGAUAAUUGCUUCAGAGUUCAUUGACAUAACGCCUUUGCAGGAAGGCAUGUGUGCCUUUCGACCCAGUGGAUCCGGCUACACCUACGACAGCUACAACACUGAGGUGAAGUGCCGCUCGUUUGAGAAGACAUGCAAUCUGCAAGUGAGGAGCAGCACCUGCUACUGUUGCUACCUUUAUAACUGUGAGAGCGAAUACAUGAAAUACUACUACGAGUUCACCGGGGUCAGCAGCUGCUGGGAUGUGGUCCACCUGUACCGUCUGAUGUGGACCUCAGUGGUGCUCAACAUGAUCGGCUUGUUCCUGGGCAUCAACACCGCCGCCAUCCUCGGAGCAUACAAGGAAUACAUCCAGAAGCCUCCUCCUCACAUUGCUCCCAGCCCGACGCCAGCACCUCACAUCCUGUACAACCCGACCCAACACAUGCUCACCUACCCCAAUUUCUGCCCAUCGGGGCCGGCUCUGCCCGCCUACCCCAACUAUCCAGUAUCCAUGCAGCAUAACACCAACCACCAGGCACCUGCUACUAUCCAGCUGCUCCCUCCUAUGGGAGACCCUGCCUCUUCCCCCUCCUCCUGCCCGUCUGAGGAGAACCAGAGCCAGCCGCCCUCUCGUAUUCCCCCUCAGCCACAGCCUCAGGGAGCCACUCAGGACCCAGGAGGCUACAUGCUGACGCCCAACGCUCCUGUCCUCUACGCAUCCUCCUACAGCGCCUUUGAGAAACCUCCACCCUAUGCCUGCUGAGCCCUCAGACAUCUAUGGAGGACAUGCUGUGAAUGUCUUCACCUGGUCAGACUGAAAGUAGCACAAGACAUUUCUGAGAGAGAUUUAAGCUAUUUAAAUGCUGCAUUUCAUGUGUGUCUAAUGGGUUUCAACUGAAGCUAGACAGAUAUUUAUGGUUAUGUAGCGUGAUUAUAUAGACAUGAGUAAUUUUACCAUGUAUUCAUUAACAGGAACUUGCUUAUUCACUUAGUACCACACAGCCGCAAAAAUGACCAGAAAUGGUGGGUAAACAGGUGGCACAGCUCUGUAGCAGCACCUCUAAAUCUGAACUGAAAUAUUGCAGCUCAUUAUUAAAUGUUAUUUUUUUUUAAAAAGACAAAAAUUGUGAAUUGAAAGUGAAUAAGCAAAUUCCUUUUAAGCCUAAAGCUGGCCGUUGGAUGCUACACACUCAGUAUAAAUACUGUAGUACACUUGACUGUGUUCCUGUAAUUGUUUCUGUUCUGAGUUGCAGAGACUGGAUUGCAGGUCGUCCUGUGUCUUGUCUCAUCACACUAUCUACUGUACAAGCAGUUCAAAGGGCUUUCCUGAGAUGUGAACUGGAGAGUAAAUUGUGUUUGUGUGACUCGUUUAAUGUGCACUUUACAGUCAAUAUAACGUCUAUGUUAGUGAUUGAUGCAUGUCAACUGCUGCUGCAGCUAUGAAAUCCAUUGAAGUGGGACCUGUAAGAAAUGCAUACGUGUAGUAAGGGCUUUAUAAAAACCUCAUAUGUGAAGGAGUUCAACCUUGAAGAAAAUAUGUUUAUUUGCUGAGAUGCACAAGGAUUUUUGUGAUAUAUUUGUAGCGUAAAGUCAGAUAAACAGGGCAACAGACGCAAUCCGUCCAAAGCCCCUUAAAUAAUAACGACCACACUCAAAAAAACCAAAGUGUAAUCGCAGUUCUUCACUUUCCACACAAAGCCAGAAAAACAGGUUUCCCUGUUUCCGUUCUUUGUGCUCGGCUUCGGUCUUCUCUCAUCAGAAAAGCAAAUAAAUGUAUUUUUCCAAAGAUGUUGAACUUUUUGUCAGCGCUUCU
Archocentrus centrarchus (flier cichlid) is the source of this 2270-nucleotide messenger RNA. It is a transcript of the gene tmem255b, whose product is annotated as transmembrane protein 255B. The record is from RefSeq and is a predicted model, not a curated record. The transcript has 9 exons. Lineage: Eukaryota; Metazoa; Chordata; Actinopteri; Cichliformes; Cichlidae. Bases 141 to 1220 code for a protein of 359 amino acids.